This is a messenger RNA of Xyrichtys novacula (pearly razorfish), 5503 nucleotides long. Lineage: Eukaryota; Metazoa; Chordata; Actinopteri; Labriformes; Labridae. The record is from the annotation of a GenBank genome assembly.
AUUCACUAAUACACACACACAAACACACACACACACACACUUGGUCAUACUCAAGAGAUAUUGCUCACCGGUGCUCACAAACUCAACUCCAGAGGAGAAGGAGACAACAGCAAGAGAUCAAGUAAGAAUUUCAACUUCAUAUCACUUACAGUCUGCUUUCUCUCUGCUUUGUUAAUUGACUUCUUUAAAAGUGUUUUAUUAGUGAAUUAAUUACACAAAGUCACAAACAAAUGACCUGAUUUGACAUGACUCUUAAUCUCAUGCUUUUUUUGCUUUUCUAAACUCAGGACACUGUCUGAAGUCAUUUAAUUCUAGUGACUUUUCUCUCCCUGCCUUCUUUUAACUUCUUUUCUACUUUACCUCCAUUUAAAUAGUCAAGUCUCUGUCUUUUGUCUUAUCUGUGAAUUCGGAGCUGUUAUGUAAGAAACUAUCUACACCUGUUUAUGGCUGUACCGUAGCACACAUCUUCGUUAUCAUAGACACUUAGGUAAGCUAAUUUUAAUGAUAAAUGAUCAACUUACUGGCACCCUAACCUUAGAAGGUAACUCGUGCUUGAACUACUGUAUUACACGGUUGUUAGUCUACAAACAUGUAAAAAGUGUAAGUUUGUGUUCAAUGUCAUUUACAUGUUGAAUUACGAAUAAUUUAAGUCUGUCUUUAUGUACAAUGCAAAAUGGCAAACUUAUGUUAUAGUGGACAAAAUAUAAAGAUUUAAGGCCACUCAAAUAAUCCACCUGUAAAACCAAAAGCUAUUGUUUUUACGCUGAAGUUGCUGCAUGAAUUACAAAGGUAAAAAAUGUUAAUCAGCAAGCUUUAGUCGAGCUAAGAAGAGGCAGAUGUGUGACCUUUGCUCCAGCAGGCGAAAUGUUUCCCCCUGUUUUGAGUCUUUAUGCUAAGCCCUGAAAAUCAGCUGCUUGUAUUAGUUUUGACACAUAGGCGUACAUGUUGACGUUCACAUUUUAAUUUACACUCUGAUUCAUGCAACUAUUUUAUAGCCCAGACAAGAGUGUCUUGAAUUUUUGACAUAACAGAGAGACGUCAACAUCCAGACAGGUAGAAGCAGGGAAACUAUGUCGUCAAACACUCACAAGACCGUGAACAAGUCUACUUCUCUGUGCUACUAAAUGUGACGAGACAAUAGUGGUUUUCAAGGAGCUGCAGUUUUUAUUAACUGAAUAAAACAGACCAAAAGUUUUUAAUCGGAAUGUCAUUUAAUAUUCUAAAAUAAAGACACUGCAAGGACAGAUUGAAAGUGCACUUCAGUGUUUAGUAUUGGAUGAAAUAGGCCGUGAUGUAGGGUCAAACUUGUAAAUGUUGUUCUCUCUUUUACAAUUUAGACACUGGGCACUUUUAAGAAGCAGCAUUUGUGCAGGCUUGUAUUCUUAUAUAAGGAAUUGAAUAGGAUUUAUAGGGUAAUUAUCACAGAUUAACAGAUUGUUUUUACAGUUAGUUAAAAAACGCUUUCUUCUGUGAACUUCCAAUCUGAUGAUAUCAUCGCUAAUAAGCCAACAUAGGGGUGAUUUAGGCAUACAGAGAUCAAGAGUCCAUAUGAAGUCAUUGAUUUUGGCUACUGUACAGGAUCCAGCUGGUUAAAUCAGUGCCAAAGUCUAAGUCUAUGUGUGUGUUUGUCUUUCGUCGUAUGGACAUUGUGUCUUUGACAUUCAGUUAUCAUCACAACUUUGAUAACACUGACUUUGACCUGACUUUGAGACUCUUGUACAUUAUGGUCAUGUCUGCUACAUAACUCGUGAUCUUCACCUUUAUUUAGUCUGAGUUUCACCCAUUUGAACUUAAACCCUUCAUGAAAAUCACUGUGAGCUGCAUGAAAUGAUUAAGACUGAGUGCAACAGGAGGAGACCCAAAAUGGGUAAGGUUUAGGGAUGGGUUAUGUAACAGACUUAAACUCUAAUCUUUCUUACUCCUCAUCUUUCAGAGGUUACAAAAAGAAGAGUGGAAGAAGAAGCAAAAAGAGGGAAGAUGACAAUUGGUAAAAACUCCAGAAAAAGCUCUACAAGGAGCUCCAUAAGGGCGCCAAAAUUUCUUGAUAAGUCAAGCGGCUUUUAUGGACGUCUGGAUGAGCCUGAGCUUGCUGGAGAAGUGGAGGAACAGAGGGAAUGGAAAGGAACAGAGGAAAAUGUCGGAAAAGACAUGUCUGGGGAAGAUCAGAAGGGAGACGCUGAUGUGUUUGAUUUCAAUGAAGGGAUGAUGGAAGACGACGGAGAGACUCUUCUCCAGAGGAAUAGCAGUCGUCGCAGCAGCAGGUGGAGAAGAAGCUCAAGGAGGAAGCAGAAGGAAAGGAGAGUAGAGGAAGAUGCGACCCAAGAUGAAACACCAACCCAAAGCGAUGAGAGUCCGUCCGACCCUCAUGUCCUGGAUGACAUCAGGGUUACGAUUGAGAAGGAAGGACAAGGGAAGGAGCCUGUACUUGUUCACUUUACAAUCCGAGAGGAAAAAGACGACCAGGUCCUGAUCAGAGACAAGAAGAGAGGGAGAGAAGAGGAGGAAGAGGAGGAGAGGAAGAUGAGGAGGGAGCAAGAAGAGGGAAUGAAGAUGGUGAAGAGGAACUCAAUGAAGAAUUACCGCAAGGUAAGAGAGAGUAAAAUUAAAUAUACGAAAAAGAGGCACUUCUUUUGUUUCUGUCAACAAGCGCUAGCCACUGCUCCCUGUUUCCUACAUCAACAUGAACUCCAUCCAGCUCUACCCAACCUGGUUAAAAUUUAAGCCCCUCAAGGUUACAUAACUGUGUCCACAGAGUUUGUAGAACAGAGGGCUAAAGUUCUCUCACAUCAUCCUUCACCUAUGCGCACGGGGCUAUUAAUCACCAUGGAAACUAUCUUCUUAAUUACAGAUGCCCACAGGGGGUCAAGGUACGGCAGCCAUUGGUGCAUGUCACCGACCUGUUUGAUGACCUCAUGUGAUGGGAUUUUUUCUUUAGGCCUACAUCACAUUAGAAAUUAUAUCAGAACCGGAGUUGAACCAACAAGUUUUAGCUUCUAACCUUCAGUGUAGACAGAAUUCUGCAUGUUCACUGACAUGGCCCAGACUUCUUUAGAUCCUUUGCUCCACUGAAACCUGUAGACUGAGGUGACAUUCCUCUGCCUCCUAUAUCAUGGCCUUUGAUCAGUGGAGUGAAGUAUGCCCGUGUUGACCCGCCUACUAAAGCCACGCCAUAAAAACAUUCCACUGCCGUUAGCCAAUCAGCUCCACCCAUAACCCACAGAGGCUAACAUCCUCUUUAAAUGAGGACGAUUUUAAGACAGAAACUGGGUUAUUCACCUGGAUGCCAAAUCGAUCAAUCGGCAGCACGAUUUCUAUAUGUUGACAAAAUCACAAUAACAAUAGCAAUUCAUGUUUCAUCACUAGUUUUGAACAAAAUACCUGCAGCCAACGAUAGUGUCAAUUUCCACAACAUAUUUAAGUGCUUUUAUGCAAAGUUGUUAUUGUGUCCCUAGUUUUCCUAUAAUCAGUAUUUUACAGCAGAGUUGUACCUUUGAAACUUACAGGGUCAUAAUUUGAAGUAUAAAAAUGAAAGCAGAGGAAUUCUUCAGUCCGAAGAACAAUGCCCUAAACACAUUGAACCACCCUCGCUGCAUGGCCACAAGGAAGGCAAAGUCCAAUAAUUGGUCCUGACGUGUGGCCUUUAAAAGAUGACUCAGAUUGAGGCCUGCUAAGACACUAGUCUAAUCAUGUCAAGAUUUGUGAUUUGGCUCCACCUUUUAGUAUCAGCUCAUCUCUCUUUUAACAUCAGCAAAAUAAUGGUACCAAGCACUAUCCACAACUUUUUAAUUUAACAAUAAACCUUAAAACUUUCCAGGUGCUGUGUAAAUAAACCUCUUUUUGAAUUUGCAUGAUGAACUCUUCUCCUCCUCUUAAUCAUUACUGUUUGAAAUCACAUAAUAAUGACUAACUCUGCUAUCCCCUUGUUCCCAUCAGGCCUUGGACCGAGCCUUUCGUCGUGGCUGGGAGGCUUUCGUCGCCAACCUUUACAGCGUCACGCUCACGCCCGUGACAUCAUCCUCACCCCCAUCUUCUUCUCCUUUUACAAAGAAGAGAGAGCAACACAGCUCUGUGCUGGCCGAGUUCCAGUAGACCUGGAGAGAAAUAUGAACAAUAACAUAAAUCCAGUUUUAGUAUUUUACUUUACAUUCAAAUCACGACUAUUUUGGUCUUCCCUUAGUAACUUAAUUGUUUUGGACACUGGCCUGUGUAACAUUUGCUUCGCCAAUGAUGAGGACUUUUACUUAAACAUGUGUGUCACAUGUUUAAGUCAUACAUAUGUCCUCAUAAAUAAUUCGUUAAAGUUACUGAGUCUUAAUUACUCAUCAAAAAGUUUACUGCUCUGUCUUCUUGUGCUGCUCAUUGAUCAGCACAUACACUGCCGGUAUUUUGUUUUUUAUUUACCGUUGUAGUCAAGCUGUUGAUUUUACAUUGAAGUCAGUAGGGCUAGCAUGAAUAGAGAAGUCUAGUCUUCAUAUGACUGAGUUCAACUGCUUCUGGCUAACUUUUACAAUGCUGCUGAUUUUACACUUUCGGUCAGCGUUUGAUGAGAUACAAAUCCGGUCCACUAUUAAGAGCUCGGUCACAGAUAGUCUUUGCUUCCUAUGGUUUGGCACUAUGACCCAAGUAAUGUGUUGAUGUGUUACCAAAGGGAUAAAAUUUUCCGACCAUAUGGCUAUGACUGAUUAGUGGACUUAAAGAUGUGGAAAUAUUUAUUUCUGUUUGUUAAUCAGUGCCAUUUAUUGCGGUUUGUUGGCCAAUCAGUAACCAGUUGGAGUAAAUGACAAGGGGGGGAACUUGUGAUUGUGAUCAACAUAGCAUACAGAGGCACAUACAGACACUUGUUAUAUAAUUUCGAGAGAGAGAGAUAAACAUUUUUACUAGUAUUAACCUACUUUAAUAGAGCUUUUCUAGCACCGAUAGUGUUUCUCUCCCACUGUGUGUUCUGGUGAAGGUAUUCAACCUGAAGGGACAGAGAAGGAGUAUGAUUGAAUGAUUGUGUGUGGUAAAAAUAGCAAACAGAUUUAACUGUAUAUUAAUUUAUUUGUCACCUUUGCAACGGCACAAAAUGUUUAAAACACCUUUGCAUGACCAAAACUGUCCCUUACUGGAUGACAAGAGGUCGAAAAGUUAUUUUAGAACUUUCUUUUAGUGCUAAUUGCAAAAGGAAUUAAAUAAGAGUAAAUUAUUCUGUAAAAUUCAUAAGGACUUUUUGUUACUGUAUAUGUUAACUGUAGUUUGAAUGAAAAAAAAUCUACUUAAAAUAGAUGUGUUAAUUUUCUGUUUAACGUGGUGCAUCUGUUUUUGUGUUACCUCAAGUGUACUUGGUAAUUCUUGCAGAAAAGUCUGAAAAGUUGUGAAAACUUCUUUGGAUUAUGAAUAUGACUGUCAAAAAGUGUGCUAAUUUUAUUUAAUUCAAAAAACUUUUUGUAUAAUUAUUAAAGCUUCUGGAGUCACAAACCGGGAGAAGCAAUUUCCUGACUAAAUAAAGACUUAGUGUGUUGAA